This is a messenger RNA of Tympanuchus pallidicinctus (lesser prairie-chicken), 5034 nucleotides long. RefSeq names its product chromosome unknown C1orf109 homolog (gene AIRIM). The transcript is spliced from 4 exons. Lineage: Eukaryota; Metazoa; Chordata; Aves; Galliformes; Phasianidae. The coding region runs from base 10 to 567 and encodes 185 amino acids. The record is from RefSeq and is a predicted model, not a curated record. Gene Ontology annotation, cellular component: nucleus; cytoplasm.
GCGGUCGGCAUGGCGGCGAUGGCUGCGAUGGUGGCGGCGCUGCGGGAGUGGUCGGCGGCAGCGGAGCGGCGGGACGCGGCGUGGCGGGCAGCUGUGGCCGCCUGUGCGCCGCUGUUGGCGUCGCUGGCCGGGCUGGCGGCGCAGAUGCGGGCGGCGCAGCGGUUAGCGUGGGGCGGAACGCCGCUGGGCGCCUUCAGCGAGCUGAGGGAGAGGCUGUGGCGGAAACAGCGCGGAGCGGUCGAGGCGCUGCUGGAGGAGCUCAGCGAGCGGCGGGAGGAGCUGCGCGCCGUGAGGGACGCGGUGGGGGCCGGCGCUGCUGCUGUGCUGCGGCUGUACGAGGAGCGGGCGGCGGAGCUGAGCUUAACCGAGGUGCUGCGGCGCGGGCCGCGCUGCCCGUCUUUGGCCGACACUCUGGAGGAACUACAGGAUGUGGAGCGUUACUACCGGCACCUCCUGGCAGACAUGGAAGCCCUCCCACAGGCCUGGGAGAGGAUUUUGGAGCGUUAUGGGGAAGACACUGUGCAAGAUUCUUUUCUUAAGAUCUCUCUCUUUUUGGACAACCAGUGACAGCUGCGCUGCUGGUAAGGCUUCAGAUGGAGAGCAUGCAGGACUGAUGUUGACCAGCUUGUGUGAUCAUGUGGUAUAUCCUGAGAUAACCACUAAGAGGAAGAUUAUUUGAGGCAGUGUUUAGAAGGUGGAUGAGGUGACCUCUGUAGGAAGUGCUUGGAGUGUUCCAUUUUCAAGCUGAGGUGGAUUGUGUUUGAGGAAGAGCUUGAGCUCAACAGGUCAUGACAAUAGAAAGAAAUUGUCUUCAGCUACGGGAGUUGUCUUCCCUUUUUCCCCCACCCACUGAUGUUUUGUAUGCUGAAAAAAAGUUUUGUGACCAACUUGUAAACAAGCGGUGAAAUGCACUGCAAAUAAAGGUAACGUGAGACCCAGCAGCUUGAUGGGAAAGUGUUCUAGAUAACAUCCUCUAAAUAAAAGAUGUCGUAUCAGGAACUAUAAGUAGUUUGUACGUUGUCCUUCUGAGCAAUAUAUUUGCUUUCAUCCCUCCUGGAACAAGACCAAAUUUGGCUUGUGUCUGUGGUUAGGAAGGUAACCAUAACCAACAUGAACACUUGAGUUCUGAUGUGGGCAGUUUGAAGUGUGUUGUAUCUUUCUGAGGAAGACAUGUUUAUAUAAGUAAAAAUCACUUGCUGAAAAGAAAUAUUUCUGCAAGGAUGCGUUUAAUACUCAAUUUUAAAACUUCCUGCUCUAUGCCAGCAGCUGCUGUCUGUUUUAGGUUCACCUUUUGUUGGCAGUGAAAAUGAUGCUCUGUAACGUUCCGAGAAAGUGAUGGGAUUCGUGUCUCUAGCAUAAGCUACAGCUUUAGUUUGCUGUCUCUGUCUUUCUCUCCCCCUUUUCUGGGGGGAGGAUAAGGGCACAAAGUAAGUUGCAAGCCCGAGGAAUCCAUUCGACCACCUGAGGGCACUGCUCGACCUGCAGAGGGCUCUGCGCGGCGGCCUUUGAAGACUGCCGAUUGCGCAGGGCUGCUGCUGCCGGUGCUUCCCCUUCAGCUGACAGCUCUUUGGAGAGGAAUGGUACUUAAUAUGCAGUUUUAAUUGCAAAGAAAAAUCACGUCACCCACUUGGCUUUGGUAUGGCUUCAGGGUGUCAUGACUGAUGAAAUCAGCGUUUGUCAAACUAAGGGUGUUAAGCACAUGGAACGCCAGGCAGUUUCUGCUCUGAGCACAUACAGGGCAGGUGUUCCAGGCAUCUGCUGGCUGUGGGGGCUGGGAGGCAAUUCCUCUUUGUGUCUGCAAGCCCAACAUUGCUUCAGGGCCCUGGAAUGCUUGCUGGUGCUGAUCCUGUCCUCCAGCCUGCCCUGAAAGGGGCUCUUGUGGCUUCUGCUCUGUGCAUCCCCUAUAGAUCUUGUGCAAGAGUGCAGUUUAACUGCCGAGUCAAAUUUCUGCUGCUGGGGAGCUUUUCACUUGGCCCUCUCAUUCCCAGGAAAGUGAGAAAUGGGCUCUUCCUCCAACUGUUUCAGCUUAAGAUAAAGCAGAUGAUGCAGUGAAGAUACUGGUUUGGCAGAUUAGCCAAGAAUGAAGUUUAUUUAGCUAAUGGCUGUGUAGCAGUCUCAAUGCAGAUGCUUCUGCGUGCAAAGUAUUUCCCAUCCUCGAGCAGCUCUGUUUCACCAUGGCCUGUCGCUGACUCCUUUUGUCAGAGUGCUUCUGGUGCAGUUGGUUGCAUCACAGUAUUGGUUCAGAAUAAGGCAUCUAUUUUCCUGUGCACAGCACAGUGCAGAAGUUCAUCAGAUUUCCAAAACUUUGCUCCCAGCUCACAGACUCCUCUCUCAGCUCCAGAUAUUCACCUUCUACCUUUGGGUUAUUGAAAUUCAAACAUCCCCAGUAUUUAGGAUCUGGCCAGUGAAAUACCCUAGGUGAACUUUAUUAGCCAUCACCUGCUCUGAGUGUUCAGCCCAUGCACUUUCCCUAGAGGCAUAACUGAGUUCUGAUUUGAAGGAAAGGAUGAGUGUCUGCUGGGGAUGACAGGCUGAAGUAGAUUUAUUUCCUAGCUCUUUUGUGACAGCUGACUGCUGGUGUCUGGAGAGACAGUUGCUCUAAAUCCAUCUGACAAACACGGUUUUAUGCUGGGAUACAGCAAAGAACAAAGAUAAUAGCAAGCUCUCUUAUCCAUCUACCUGUCUCUUUUCUGAUAGCUAAGAGCCUGUGGCAGAAGUGAAGAUGUAUUGCUUGUGUUCGGAGCGUGCUGCCAAGCCGUUUGCUUUGCAAAUUUACAGUAAGCAUUUUGAUGGGAGGGAAGAGACUUCAGUUUUCAUGUCUGUUGACAUUCCUUCAGUGUGAGCUGCUGCAUUUUUCUGCUUGCUUCUGCUUACUGCCUGACUCUGCAUGCAGCUGGCUGGUGCGUGCUGUAAUUGUCACCACUCUUGAUAGUCUGUCUUUGGUUUGCUGUCUGAGGGUGCUCUGAGCUUAUGGCUGCUUCCCACGAACAUCUUGAGUCUCUCAGUGACACAAGAAUGGGCCAAAAUGAGCUGACCUCUCAACAAAUGUGUGCCUGAGUUUUUGUUACUGUCACUUCUAAGCACAGUGACGUACUCUGAGCUCAGUCCCUUUGCCACAGCUUGAGCUCAAUCCUGAGCUGUUAUACUUCAGUGUAGAGAGGAUACAAGAACCCUCUCUGCUAUAAAAUGUCAGUAUAAAGCCAGAGGUGAGGGCAGACAACCUGAUAAGGGACAGCUGUAUGAUCGUAUGCUCAUCACAUACGGCACAAAGCAAGUAAAGACAGAUGACUGUAAGGUGUUUCUUGGGGUACCAUCUUCCCUUGGGCCUUGAGGUUUCAUCUUAUCAUUAGAAAAUAAUCAAUCAUGUUGUUUGUGGAUGCAAAAUUACCUUUACUUGUGCACACAAAAGGCUGUACAGCCUGUUAAUGCUCCUCUGGCAGCCCAUCUUUGAGCUGCAUAAGGAAGAAAUGGAUUUAAAGUUUGGAAGGCCCUCAGAACAGUUCAGUGGUGGCCUUUCUGCUUCUCCUGGAAGCCUUGCUCUCUAUUAUCUGUCUUUUGGGUUCAUGACAGUGCUGUGGGAGUGCUGAGAGGGGAAGCCAUGAUCCAACUCCCAACUCUUACUGAAGUGGGGUGAAGGAAGUGCUUGUUGAAGUUCUGGUGCAAUUAAUUACCAAGAAUGGUUUAUGGCUGAUAGGCCAUGUCAUCAGUUGUAUUUGUCUGCAGCCUUCUGGAAGGGCACAAAUGAACCUCUGCAUCAGAGGGCUCUAAUUGGAUACAACUGUGGGUUUUGUUCAGUUUCAAGGUCUGUAUGUUGCAGCUCAGGAAGGCUGCCAAGAUCCCCAGUUGUUAACAAUGUCAUUCCUUGUAGAUGGGAGAUUCCCUUCAGCCUGUGUUUGCUGGAGAAUCUGCAGGUUCAAAGCAUCCCACCAUGAAGACAGUCAGGGUGGGCAUUUAGCCUCCACAGGCUGAACUUCAGAGCACUCAGGUGAGAAGGCUGUUCCUCCUCUUUCCAUCCCUGGCACUCUGCACUGCUGAGCCAGAUACCUGCAGCCAAGCAGAACGGAUGCUGUUGUUUCAGUGCUGCCCCAGCAUGAAGCUCCAGGAAGCAAGGACGCCAGGUAGGUGUGUGUGUGGACAGAGACUCCAGCCCAGUGAGGUCAGAAGGUAACAGCAGCACCAUAGGCAUUGCUUGCCCUAAGACUAACUGAUAUAACACACCUAGCCAUAAAAAUAACUCUGAGUGCCUUUAUUUUUGGAACAGAGCUCUUAAAGAGUUCUUGCAUGAAGACCUGUCUCUUAGGAAUGCAAUAAAACGAAGUUAGCAGCUGGAGCUACCUUGUUAAAGUGAAGUUUUCAGGAAACACAGAGCUCAUGCUUUGAUUUUUCAGCUUUACCUCCUACUAACUUAAUUUGAAAAUAGUUAUUCUUCACUUAUGGGGAAGGCACAAAAUAAGAUCAGUUACUAAAUUUAAAUACCCACAAACAUUUACAGGGAGCAUCUGACUUCUCUCUGGUCGGUUUGUUUUUUUCAUUAGGGUGAAAGUUAGCUUCUCUACAAAGUUCUGCUUUGGAAAUGAGGCUGUCUAUGGGUAGUUUUAUUUUAGACACAUUUAUAUCACCCCGUUCUCUCACUCUAUAGUAGAGUAUAGGUGUGCUUUCUGACCUUCCUGCCAUCGUAUUGAAAACAUGCGUGUUCUUAUGCAUUGUGUCCCUCACAACUCUCCAAGCAGUGGUAGCAUCUCAUGCACGUGGAUAAAUACCACUGUCCCAACAUCUUUGUCCUGUGUCCAUCCAUGGAUUUGGAGUGUCAGAUUCAGGACUGCAGCCUUCCACAGGAAACAACAAAAGCUUUCCUUCAGCGUAAGUUCAUGGGUUAUCAGGCAGAUUUCAGAAUCAAAUUUCCAUAACAAGGGGGGGGAAAAAAAAAAGGUAAAGAAUUUGGCACCGGAUUUUAAGUCUGAUUUUAGUUGGAUGCAGAAAUAUGUGACAAAAAGCCUUGUGAGUCAUUUAAUAAACCGAGCAUGAGUUUCACAA